CUCAAAUGCAGCUGCCUAGCUUUGGCUUGUACUAGUACAUCCAGAGACAAUACUGCAAAAUGACCGCAGCAAUGCCAGCUGCUUGUUCGCUUCUUCUGCUUCUCCUUCUGGUGGCGCCGGUGGCCGCCGGUGACGGCGGUGAGUGCGUCAUCGAUGGUGUCCGUUGGGCAGCUUGGGCCAACUCGAAGCAGUUGACGGAGGGCCUCGGCAUCCCGGAGCACACGUUCAGCGCCUUCAUCUUCGACCUCUCCGUCGGGCGGCAGGCCCUCUCUGCCGUCAUGGACAUCUCCAGCGAGCUCGUCUGGCUGCAGUGCUGGCCCGGGCUCAGGCCCACGCCCACCUUCCUUCCCGACCACUCCGGCUCCUUCGCCCCGAUCGCCCCCUGCCCAUCAUCCGUGCGCAACAACUCCGGCUCCUUUGGCCAGAUCCACUACGCCGACCGGACUUGCCAGCCCGGCGACCACGGCUGCGAAGCCCGCUGCCGGUACAUGGAGCACAUCUACGGCGCCGGCAACACGUCCGGCUACCUCGCCACCGACAGGUUCGGUUUGGGGAACAGGGUCGUCAGCGGCAUGGUGUUCGGCUGCAGCGACAAUGUCACGAUGCGGGACGACCUCAACGGCGCCUCCGGCUUCGUCGGAUUCAGCAGGGGCCCCCUCUCCCUCGUGUCGCAGCUCCGGCUCUCGAGGUUCUCCUACUUCAUGGAGCUCCCCGACGACCCCGACAACGGCAAUGCCUUCGUUUGCUGGAGCUGGGGAGACUACGCCGACGCUAAGGGCAGCCACACGCCGCUGCUGGCGGCCAGGCCCAACCAGAACCCGUACUUGUACUACGUCAACCUCACCGGCCUGCAGGUGGACGGGCAGCUCCUCACCGGCAUCCCGGCGGGGACCUUCGACGUCCGGGCGAACGGCUCCGGCGGGGUGUUCGUCAGCACCACCCUGCCCUUCACCUACCUCGAGGAGGCCGCAUACAAGGUUCUGAGGCGGGAGCUCAUGAGCAGGGUCCAAUCGCAGGGCCUGGCUCCGGUGAACGCUUCGGCCGGCCACAGCCUGUGCUUCCUCACGCAGCACUUCUCCAAGCUGAAGGUUCCCAAGCUGGCCCUGGUGUUCGACGGCGCCGACGCGACGAUGGAGCUCAAGGCGCAGAACUACUUCUGGAACGUCAGUGGCGGGCAGACGUGCCUCACCAUACUGCCGUCGACCACCGGCGGGUCCGUUCUAGGCAGCCUGCUGCAGACUGGCAGGACGAUGACCUACGACAUCCAUGGCGACGGCGGUGGCCAGCUGACGUUCUCGGGAGCUCCAGCGCCGGCGCAGGUGUCGCUGGCUACGCUUUUACUGGUGUGGGCGCUCCUCUUCUAGUUCCAGCUAGAUCAUGCCACCGGGCAAUAGCCUUAAUUAGCAUCAGGUUGCAGAGUGAAGUAGGUGGAAUGUAAUAAGCUUGGUUGAUGCUUAGCGCAUAGAAGUACUAGUAGUGUUGUUGGAUUGAAUUCCGACUUUUCAUUUCAAUCAUCCCGCUGCCACCACUCUAUGUUGAAUUGCAAUGCUCGAUCUGGUCUUGAUUUA
Molecule: messenger RNA, 1568 nt
Organism: Aegilops tauschii subsp. strangulata
Lineage: Eukaryota; Viridiplantae; Streptophyta; Magnoliopsida; Poales; Poaceae
Product: aspartic proteinase nepenthesin-1-like
Cellular component (GO): extracellular region
Source: RefSeq, a predicted model, not a curated record